Lathyrus sativus (Indian pea) is the source of this 2655-nucleotide messenger RNA. The record is from the annotation of a GenBank genome assembly. NCBI's taxonomy places the organism in Eukaryota, Viridiplantae, Streptophyta, Magnoliopsida, Fabales, Fabaceae.
AUGGCAGGACACUUCCUACUUUUAAUGUUUCGACUCUCUUUGAUUUUACCUUUCAUUGUUCAUGCUCAGAACAACCAAUCAGGAUUCGUUAGUAUUGACUGUGGACUAGUGGAUGAACCAAGCUACACAGAUGAAACUACUUCCAUCUAUUACACCUGGGACGUUAAUUUCACAGAUACUGGUGUAAGCCGCAGCAUAUCGUCUAAACACAAGGCUUCCCUUGAAAGACAGUUCUGGAAUGUUAGAAGCUUCCCAGAAGGAACCAGGAAUUGCUACACUCUUUUUGUUUCACAAGGAAGUAGCAAGAAAUACUUAGUCAGGGCCAGUUUUGUGUAUGGUAAUUAUGACGGAAAAGACUCUCUUCCUGAAUUCGAUGUUUACCUUGGAGCCAAACGGUGGGAAUCCGUGGUGUUUGAGGAUUCAUCGAGUUUAAUAACUAAGGAAAUAAUUUACGCUGCUUCCUCGGAUUAUGUUCGUGUUUGUUUGUUCAAUACUGGAAAGGGUACACCUUUUAUUUCGGUCUUAGAGGUAAGAGUUCUUAACAGUGAUGCUUAUCUUGUUAACUCUUUGGAGCUUUUGGCAAGGUUUGAUGUAGGCUCACAGGGUGGUCCAAAAAUCAGAUAUCCAGAUGAUAUUUAUGACAGAAUAUGGACACCAUAUAACUCAAUUGACUGGAAAAAGAUAGAUACUUCGCUCACCGUAGUCCAAGAAGCACCUUCUUUCAAUUUCUUACCACUACCCCCCUCCGCUGUCAUGCGAACAACAUCAAUUCCAGAAAACGACACUGACAAUAUAAAGUUUUACUUCCUUCCCAAGUCUAAUGCCUCCAGAUAUUAUGUGUAUUUGUACUUUGCUGAAAUCCAAAAACUCGAGCCAAAUCAAAUUAGAGAGUUCAACAUUUUUGUAAAUGGGAAGCUUUUAAAUAAUGAUCCAGUCAACCCUUUGUACCUGCAGAGUCGGUAUUACAUAUCAUAUAUAAGCGAAAAUAAGUUGGAACUUUGGUUUAAUAAGACUAGUAGAUCAACUCUUCCACCACUCUUUAAUGCGAUCGAGAUAUACAUGACAAAGGACUUGUUACAAUCAGAAACAUAUCAAACAGACGUUGAUGCAAUCAUAAAUGUGAAGUCAAUUUAUGGGAUCAAGAGAAACUGGCAGGGAGAUCCUUGUACUCCUAUGUUAUAUUUGUGGGAAGGUCUAAACUGCAGUUAUGUUGGAUCUGAUUCACCAAAGAUCAUAUACUUGAACUUAACUUCUAGCGGCUUAUUUGGAACUAUAGCUCCUAGCAUAUCCAAUCUAAAGUCAAUAGAAUAUUUGGACUUGUCAAAUAACAGCUUGACUGGGGCUGUGCCUGAUUUCCUAUCUCAGCUACGCUUCUUGAGAGUUUUAAACCUGGAAGGAAAUAAGCUAUCAGGAGCCAUUCCAAUAGAACUUCUUGUGCAUCCAAAGAAUAGUGUGCUCAAAUUCAAUUUUGGUGGAAAUCCAAAUCUUUGCUCUUCAGGUUCAUGCAACAAGAGGAAUGGAAAUAAGGUUGUGGUUCCAUUAGUAGUAUCACUUGUAGGAGCUUUCAUGAUACUAGCAGCAGCAAUGAUUUCUUUUCGCAUAUACUACAAGAGACACCAAGCUUCCCAUCAGGUGAGCAAGGUGGGUGCUUAUUCAAGAAUAAGGCAGGAGCUAGAGUUAAAGAAACAAGAAUUCACGUAUGAAGAAGUAUUAAGCAUUACCAGAAACUUUGAAAAGGUUGUGGGGAAAGGAGCAUCAGGAACAGUCUACCAGGGCUGGAUUGAUGAUGAUACUGAGGUAGCUGUCAAAAUGCUAACUUCCUCGUCAGCCCAAGGAUACCUGCAAUUUCAAGCAGAGGCCAAACUUUUUGCUAUAGUUCAUCAUAAAUACUUGACUGGUCUUAUAGGGUAUUGUGAUGAUGGCACCAACAUGGCUCUAAUCUAUGAGUAUAUGGCUAAUGGAGACUUAUCCAACUACUUGUCAGAUAAAAACGAAAAUAUAUUGAGUUGGAAUCAGCGACUUCAAAUUGCCGUGGAUGCUGCAGAAGGAUUGGAGUAUCUGCAUCAUGGCUGCAAUCCACCAAUUGUUCAUAGAGAUGUUAAAUCUAAAAACAUCUUACUAAAUGAAAAACUGCAGGGUAAAUUAGCUGAUUUUGGGUUGUCAAAGAUCUUCCCUAAUGAAGGUGACACUCAUGUCUUCACAGUUGUUGCUGGCACGCCAGGAUACCUUGAUCCCGAGUACAAUAGACUAAGCCAGCUGAGAGAAAAAAGUGAUGUUUUCAGUUUCGGGGUAGUUUUGCUUGAGAUAAUUACAGGACAACCUGCCAUAACCAAAACUGAAGAAAAAAUCCAUAUUAUUCAAUGGGUUGGUUCCAUGCUGGUGGAAAGAGAGGUAAAGGAUAUUGUAGAUCCCAGGUUACAAGGAGAAUUCGAUAUUUCGUCUGCAACGAAAGCUUUGGAUACUGCAAUGGCUUGUGUAGCACCAGCUUCCAUCAAUAGGCCAACCAUGAAGCAUGUAGUUAUGGAACUAAAACAAUGUUUGGAAGACAAGACUAUUCAUCCGUCUGACACUAGUUACACUCAUGAGAGCAUACCUAGUGCCUUAAAUUCUGUCUCCUUUGAUAGAAUUAGUGGCGAGAGCUCUCUAGCGAGGUAA